ACCUUCAACACUGACCUAGGAUCUUGGGUCUCCACUUGCCUCCAGGCUUCUUCGCGUUGAGUUAUACUGGAAAGUCUCUCAGUGGUGCUAAAUCAUACUUAUCGAUCUGGCUUGGCUUAUCUUACCCACCUUGCUGGGCGAUUCUGCACAGUCAACGACGACAGACGCGGAUGGUUAGGCCAUUCAAUCACUGCUGUCAUGUCUGGAAUAGAUAGUGGAAGCCAGUGGUCAGGGGGAGAUAGCACGGGUGGAUCUCAGGAUGGCAGUCAAGGCAGUCGGGAAGGCAACGACAGCAGCGGCAGCAGUGGCAGCACAUCCCAAGCCGGGGGAAAUGCAUCCUCGGAGUCUAUUACCGCCAGCGCGACAACACCCACAGCAGCCGAUUCUUUUCUCACAGCCACCCAGACCACUAUUCCAUCACCUACAGCAUCAACAACCACGUCUUUCACGUCGACUUCUUCCGCUAGCAGCAGCAGCAGCAGCAGCAGCAGCAACAAUAACACCAGAACCCUCGCCAUCGCCAUCCCUGUUGCUGUUGCGGGCACAGCCAUCAUCUUUGGGCUGCUAUUGUUCCUCCUCCGACGGAGGCGCCGUCGCCUUCGAGGCCAUGCCAUCCCAUCUGCCUCUCAGGUCGAUGUAGUAACCGUCCCUCGACAACCAAUACUACCCCAACCGCAGCAGAACUUACCGAGAUCGCCACCACCUCAAGCGACACCCUGGGGAUUCACAAACGCUAGUACCCAUAACAUUCCCUUCACGGGACCUAUGCCAUACGACACCUCGAACCACUCGAGUGACCACCUCGCUACAAGCCAGUCACGCAGCCUGGACGCGCCUGCUAGUCAACACAGCCUGACACCUGGUAUCAACACCACACUGGAACAGCCACCGCCAUAUUCCAGGCAUCCGGAGCGUGCGGAGGUAGACAUAUCACCCGUUACGAGUACCGACGUUCCUUCACGGCAGGUGUCGAGGCGUGAGCGGCCGACAUCCCCGUUCGACCAUCCCCUGGAUGACACUAUCUCUGAGAUUUCGAGAUACAGUAGAGGGCCAUCCCUAGUUCACCGCGCGAGUCUCGAUGAGAUUUCAUCUGUCUCGUCGAUGGGUGAUGAUGAAAGGCGGCCAGCGAUGCGUCAUUGAUUUUACCGUGGGGCUUUGGUUUCGCUUUUGAGUGUUUGAAAUUAGGCGGGCAUUUGGGCUUUGAUGGGGCAAUCG
This is a messenger RNA of Aspergillus uvarum CBS 121591, 1215 nucleotides long. RefSeq lists its product as uncharacterized. NCBI's taxonomy places the organism in Eukaryota, Fungi, Ascomycota, Eurotiomycetes, Eurotiales, Aspergillaceae. The transcript has a single exon. The coding region runs from base 199 to 1140 and encodes 313 amino acids. The record is from RefSeq and is a predicted model, not a curated record.